UGCCGGGACACCGGGACAGCGGGACAGCGGGGGGCCGGCGGGGGCCUGCAGCGGCCUGGGGAUGGUACACGGGCCGGGCAGGGAGCUGGGCCGGAGCCAGGCCGGCAGGGGCCUGGAGCGAGGAAUGCCACCGGGCAAAGGACAGAUGACCCCGCUGCUGCCCGCCCCGAAGGUCUCCGUGCCCACCCUGCAGGGCACCCAUGUCCCCGCCGCGGGGGACUGCGCUCAGGCCCCGCAGGGUCGCAGCAAGAAGAAGAGCCGUAAGCACCAGCGGUUCAUGGAGCGCCGGGCGGUGCUGGAGCAGAAGGGGCUGCUGAGCCCCCAUGGGCGCCUGGACAGUCAGACCACCGAGUCGGGGCUGGAGGCACACGCUGCGCUCACCGAGGCGCAUGGCACCACGGCGCCGCGCUGUGACAAGGUCCCCAAGCCCAAAGGGACGGCGUCUGCGUCCCUGUCUCCAUCUGCCUCUCCAGACAGCAUAGCCAGGCACCACUCCGUGCUGCUGUCCCAGGGGAAUGGCAGCUCCAAGAGGGUGAGGACGUCCUCCCUGGUCCUGCGCCCGGGCAAGUACGUGGCCAUCGACUGUGAGAUGGUGGGCACCGGUCCUCAGGGCAGGCUGAGCGAGCUGGCACGCUGCUCCGUGGUGAACUAUGAGGGGGAUGUCGUCUAUGACAAGUAUGUCCGGCCCGAGCUCCCCAUCGUGGACUACCGGACACGCUGGAGCGGCAUCACCAAGCAGCACAUGAAGAAUGCAAUUCCCUUCACGGCUGCCCAGGCAGAGAUCCUGAAGAUCUUGAAAGACAAGAUUGUGGUAGGACACGCCAUCCACAAUGACUUCCAAGCCUUGAAGUACUUCCACCCGAAAGACAGGACUCGAGACACCAGCCAGAGCCCUGUGCUGAAGAAAAGGGCAGGGCUGCCUGUCAGAGCCAAUGUGUCCCUCAAGAACUUGGCCAGGCACCUUCUCCAUAAAAAGAUCCAGGUUGGCUGCAAAGGACACUCGUCAGUGGAGGACGCUCAGACAGCCAUGGAGCUGUACAGACUGGUGGAGGUGGAGUGGGAGAAGGAGCUGGCCCACAGCCUGCCCCCCCGGCCCCCCAGCCCCAUCACAGACCCCGCUGCAGACAGCAGCCAGUACCUGGAUGACCAGUACUGGCCCACAGAUCUGAUGGCAAGCAGCCUGUGAUGAGGGACAGCGUCUCCUCCGUGCUUUUUGGGCCAUCCUGGUGCCUUCAGCUGUUAAAGGUGGAGGUGACUGCUGACCCCCUCCCCUGGGGCUUGUGCCCAGCACCCAGCCCUGCUCAGGGAUGGAGACAUGGUGACACCCGGACACAAGCAAUCUCCCCAAAAUGCUGUCUGCAGCCCUGAGCUGUCACACAGAAAUAAGGGCUGUGACUGCACCGUGUUCAUCUGUCACUUGGGGAUGAGCAGGGUCCUGUGUCAGCCUGGAGGAGCCUGUGUGGGCAUGUAAUGGGAGCUACCAGCACCUUCCAUGCUUUCUGUGGGGUUUUCCUUGUCCCAGACAGCAAGGGGCAAGUCUUCCUGUGGAGGGUCUGAGGUGUUUCACUGAUGCUCAAAGGCUGCAAAGCGUCUGGGCCAGUAAACAACCCAUUUGCUCCUCACUUUCUUUCAUAGACUCACAGAAUAUGCUGAGUUGGAAGGGAUCCAUCAGGAUUGUUGAGUCCAACCCCUGGCCCUGCACAGGACACCCAAAGAAUUCCAUCGUGUGCCUGAGAGCUUUGUCCAAACACUUCUUGAACUCACUCAUGCUUGGUGCUGUGAUCCCUUUCCUGGAGAACUUGUUCCAGGGCUCAGCUCCAGGUGUGUGCUGAAUAUUUUGUCCAGAAGGAUACUGUGAGAGACAGUAUCAAAAGCUUUGCUUAAGUCCAAAAAGAUUUCAUCGCCUGGUGUCCCUCAACCAGGUGGGCACCCUGUUGUAGAAGGAAAUCAGUUCAAUGAGCAGGACUUUGCCCUCAUGAAGCCAUGCUGGCUGUGACCAAUGACUGCAUUGUGCUCCAGGUGUUUUUCAAUACCUCUCAAAAAACAGUUUCCAUGAUUUUACCUGUCAGCAAAGUGAGACUGACAGGCUAUAGUUUCCAGUGUCCUUGCCCUUCAAAGCUGGGGCAACAUUUGCCAACUUUCAGUCAUCUGGGACCUCUCUAGACUCCCAAGACUGGUCAAAAAUAGUUGAGCAGCUCUGUAAUGAGAUUCAGCAGCUCUGUAAUGAGAUUCAGCAGCUCUUUGAGGAUUCUUGGAUGAAUCCCAUCAGGCCCCAUAGAUUUUUAGGGAUCCAACUGCACAAUGAAAUUCAGGAGGAAAGUCUGGGUCUAAUCAGUGUCUAGCCUGGACAAGAGCAUUAAAAGCACUUCAUUUGAAAUAAAUGAUUCACAUAAUUGUCCAAUUCUGAAUUAAAAAACUCUUCUGGCUAAAGCCCUUGUGUGUAUUCUGUGUGAUUUGAUCUGGCAUUUCUCCAGGAGUGAGAGGGCAGGAUGAGGUUGCCCAAGUACCAUGUUGUGCUCAAGGGCUUCAAACUGACCUGCAACUGGAAAAGGUGCUCUCAGUGGCUGGAGUGGGUCGUUCCUUGUGGUAGGAGCUUGUCCC
Hirundo rustica (Barn swallow) is the source of this 2601-nucleotide messenger RNA. It is a transcript of the gene AEN, whose product is annotated as apoptosis enhancing nuclease. The transcript has 4 exons. NCBI's taxonomy places the organism in Eukaryota, Metazoa, Chordata, Aves, Passeriformes, Hirundinidae. Gene Ontology annotation, cellular component: nucleus. The record is from RefSeq and is a predicted model, not a curated record. Gene Ontology annotation, molecular function: exonuclease activity; nucleic acid binding. The coding region runs from base 62 to 1186 and encodes 374 amino acids.